CUUCAGCCCUCCUCCUUCUCUGGCGGUAUCAUAAUAAAAAAAACACCUAGCCGAAAUAAUUCUCCGGUAACAAUUUUACGGCGACUCUGAAAAAAAAAGUUAGCGAUUUCUUGUGAAAAAGUCUCUGUUCGUGGCUUGGUAGAUCGAAGAAAGAGUGAGUGAAACGAAAUCGAUGGUGUUUCCCGGUGAGAUGACGACGAAGACGGCGACGAGACCUGAGCAAAGAUCGAAGAGUCUUCACAAUUUCCCUUUACCGAACUUAUGGGGGAACCAGAGACACCUCAAGUGCAUGAAGAUCGACGACUCAAACGGAAACGGCGGCGAUCACCACCGACUAAGACGCCGAUCUCCUCCUUCGAGAUACUCCGAUUCGACGGCGUUUCGAUUCGGCGGGUCCGAUCAUCUCCGGAGCAAAAACGCGGAGGCGUUUAAAUCUGGAGGAGGAGGAAGCGAGGAAGGGAUCGAGGAGUUUAGGGUGAAGCUUAUGUCGGAUCUGAAGACGGUGAGGGAUAAGAUCACACAAUCCAUGUUUAACAAGGACGUAAUCGAAGAGGAGAGGGAAGAAGAAGAAGAAAUCUCCGGUUCUGGUUCCGGUUCAGGUUCCGGUCAAGAGAAGGAGGUCUCUCUCUCUCCGGUGAAGCCGUGGAAUCUUAGGAAACGAAGAGCGGCGGCGUGUAAAGAACCGGUUUCCGAUAAGGGAAUCGCGAUUGAGGAGAAGGUGGUAGUGACGCCGUCGUUGAGAGGAGGCGGAGUGGUCGAAGCGGAGACGGUGAAGAAGAUGCGUCCUAAGUUCGCUGUGAAGCUAUCGAAGAAAGAGAUCGAAGAAGAUUUCGUUGGGAUGUUAGGUCACCGACCACCGCGUCGGCCCAAGAAACGGCCCAGAACCGUUCAGAAACAACUCGAUAGUUUGUUUCCUGGGUUGUAUUUGACUGAAGUGACGCUUGAUGCAUAUAAGGUUCCAGAAGAGACCACCAAGAGAUAGAUGAUGAGGAUUUGUAAUUGAAGUCUCCUGUCAAUAUUUGAAUCUGGAGUUUGAGGGUUAAAAGAUCUUGGAGGCUCCUUCUUCCUUUCUCUUGCUAAUUUUCUUUUCUUGAUUAAUUCUUUCUUCCCAACUUGUUCUGAAAUAAAAAAUUGUACAAAAAGAAAAGUUAUUUAGGUUCUGGUUGAUUAAUACAUAAUAAUAAUGUUUACUUCUUCAUUCAACAAAAAGGUUUCUUUCUUUCUCUGAACAAAUCUAUACUAUUGUAAGGGAAAUCAAAAAGGUUGUUUUCGUAGACUAUAUAAUAAUAAGGUGUUGUUCUUUCUCAUACAUAAGAUUCCU
This is a messenger RNA of Camelina sativa (false flax), 1321 nucleotides long. RefSeq lists its product as uncharacterized. The record is from RefSeq and is a predicted model, not a curated record. NCBI's taxonomy places the organism in Eukaryota, Viridiplantae, Streptophyta, Magnoliopsida, Brassicales, Brassicaceae.